Molecule: messenger RNA, 1092 nt
Organism: Ilex paraguariensis (yerba mate)
Lineage: Eukaryota; Viridiplantae; Streptophyta; Magnoliopsida; Aquifoliales; Aquifoliaceae
Source: the annotation of a GenBank genome assembly
AUGAAGAGACUUGGCAGCUCUGAUUCCUUGGGUGCUUUGAUGUCCAUCUGUCCAACCACAGAAGAACACAGCCCAGGGCACAACCAAGUUUACCCAAGGCAGUUCCAGUCCAUGUUGGAAGGCCUAGAGGAAGAAGACUGUGGUGAAGAUUCAGGUCAUAUCGCGGAGAAGAAAAGGCGAUUAAGCGUGGAGCAAGUGAAGGCAUUAGAGAAAAAUUUCGAAGUCGAAAACAAGCUUGAACCAGAGAGAAAAGUGAAGCUUGCUCAAGAACUUGGGCUGCAACCAAGGCAAGUAGCUGUUUGGUUCCAAAACCGCCGCGCUCGGUGGAAAACCAAGCAAUUGGAGAGAGACUAUGGUCUUCUCAAAGCCAGUUUUGAGGCACUCAAGCACAAUUAUGAGACACUUCAACAUGACAAUGAAGCUCUACUCAAAGAGAUAGGAGAAUUGAAAUCAAAGCAACAUGAGGAGAACUCAGAGAGCAAUGCCUCCGUGAAAGAAGAAGCAAUGUUGUCUGAAAACGAGGACAAAGUUGUGGAAGACACUAAGCCACCCACAAAUUCUCUCUCUAAACGUGAAGCUGCUGAACUGAACUACAAGAGCUUCACCACCAACAACUAUAACAACAAUGGAGUAGUCGGAGACUCGUUGCUUCCAGAUUUCAAAGAUGGUUCUUCUGAUAGCGACUCGAGCGCGAUCCUGAACGAAGAAAAUAAUAGCCCAAAUGCUGCCAUUUCUUCAUCUGGGGUUCUUCAGGGCCACCAGUUCUUGAUCUCUAAUGAAUCUUCAAUGCUGAAAUUCAACUGUUCUUCGUCAUCGUCGCCUUCAUCGAUGAAUUGUUUCCACUUCUCAGAGGCAAAGUCGAUUCUUGGGGAUGAUGCCCAGAAGGCGUAUCUGCCACAGUUUGUGAAGAUUGAGGAGCACAAUUUUUUCGGUGGGGAUGAGUCCUGUAAUUUCUUCUCGGAUGAACAAGCUCCAACUCUUCAAUGUCAAGUUGCAGAUAAAUGGGUCAGUGCAGAAGAUGAGAUAAAAGAGAGGAAAGAGAGUGAUUCACGUGGAGGUGUGGUGGCAGUUGGACUCUGGGUUGGGCUAUAA